GUGCAGCGAAAAGCUCUAGGGCCUACCUACAUUCUAAGAUACGAAUCCAGAAACAAAGGGUGUGAACACAGGCAGCAUCGCUGGUUCUAUGGCUGUGGGAAUUAGCCACUCCCAAAUGGAAGAGUUGGAGCUACCAUCAUGUCGUUAAACAAGUACAGCAAAAACUCAUGAUAAAGUUGCAGACAGUUGAGAAGAAACUUUACUGGAGGAAAUUAAAGCUGCAGUGACCGAAGUUAAGUACAAUUUGCCAGGGACAAUGGACAACUAUCUUUCAUCAGAUGAACCCAAUUGUAACUGUGGCUGCUGAUUGGAGCUGGACAAAGUGGUCAUAUCGAACCAACCACUAAUUAGCUGGGAUGGAUGUGGAGUUGUACAUGGAUGGCAGUGCUGCUAUGGACAGUGGUAGCGGGCCAAGACAUGGUAACAUCCAUACCCCCGGGAGAAUCAGGGGUAGCUACCCCUACACUGCAGAAGGGCCAAGUGAAACCCAUCAUCAGGUCCCUCCAUAUAACGACUGAUAUCAAGAACCGCUACGCCACAACCCUUGUGUCUACUCGGGUUAUCAACCCUCUCAACCAGUCGGGGGAAGCUACCUUCACAGUAACAUUACCUGAGUCUGCCUUCAUCUCCGAGUUCUUGAUGGAAAUCAAGGACAAGGUGUACAAAGCAUAUGUAAAGGAAAAGGAAGAGGCCAAGGCCAUAUACCAAGAGGCCGUUAACGCUGGACACUUUGCUGGCCACGUAGCUCUAGAUGCUAGGGAUUCCAACCAAUUCACAGUAUCCGUCAACAUAGAAGCUCACGGCAAGGUGACCUUCAACCUGACCUACGAACAAUUGCUGGCUAGAAACCUUGGAGUGUACUCCAACGUAAUCAACAUAAAUCCUCAACAGGUUGUGGAUGACAUGUCUGUGGUAGUCAACAUCAAAGAACCAACUGCAAUCAUCAACCUAGAAGUACCUGAACUGCAGAUUUCCAAUGAGGCUAUCCCUGAAAAAGAAAAUAAGCAAGCUAAAAUAGAAGAUUUAAGUCCAAAUGAAAAGAAAAUAACUUGGGCUCCGACAGCAGAGGAACAGAGAAGCCAAAACAGUUCUGGCUUAAGUGGACAAUUCAUGGUCAAAUAUGAUGUUGACAGAACACAAAACCCUCAACAAAUCCUUGUGGAUGAAGGUUACUUUGUACACUUCUUCGCUCCAGAAAGCCUACCUAAGCUGAGAAAGCACGUCAUAUUUGUUUUGGACUACAGCGGUUCAAUGAGCGGUAGAAAACUGGAACAGCUAAAAGAAGCAAUGAAGCAAAUAUUUACCGAACUUGGUCCCAAAGAUUAUUUCAGUAUUGUUAUUUUCCAAAGUUGGGUUGAGGUGUGGUCCCCUACUGGUAUGUACAUUACAAGUGUGCCCUCUUACGUACAUCCCAUGGAUGCUGCUAAGAUUGAAAGGGAAAACAAGAACAAGACUUUAAGCAGCCAGUUUGUCGUGGAAGCAUCGCCUGCCAACAUUGAGCUGGCUCGUUCAUUCAUGGAGAAUUACACCGAUCUUGGAUCUACAAACAUUAUUGGAGGGUUGAGAACUGGUCUGGAGCUGGUGAAGAUUGCAGAUGACCAAUGGGCCAAUGAGAGUGAUCCACCACAGCCUGUUAUGGUGUUCUUGACCGACGGACAACCCAACGUCGAAGAGUACGAUACUGACGCCAUCAUCAACAAGACCAAGGCACUCAACACUAAACAGUGCCCAAUCUUUAGCCUGGCCUUCGGUUAUGGUGCGGAAUUCAACUUCCUGCGCAAACUGUCUCUGCAGAAUUCAGGUUUUGCGAGAAACAUUUACGAAGGAGCAGAUGCAACUCUACAGCUCAAGAACUUUUACAAGACAAUUGCGUCUCCUAUCUUGUCCAAUGUCACAUUCAACUAUCUCCCAGGACAGGUGGAUAAUUCUUCCAACACCAAGGUGGAGUUCCCUGUGUUCUUCAGUGGGUCUGAACUUGUAGUGGCUGGCAAGAUCAACAAUGGUGAUGAGAGCGCUGACAGAAACAUCGGACAACUUAGAGGUGUAUCUGCCACGGGUCUUCAGUCGUUUGACAUCAUAAUACCACUAACUAUGUUCAAACCGAAAAAUAGAUCUAUAGGUCAUCUUGAGAAGUCUUGGUCAUAUUUGACAAUCCAACAACUCCUGGACAAAAUGGAUUCUCUCGAUGAUGGAGAAGAAAAAAAUAAAACCAAGAAACAAGCUUUGGACUUGGCUCUGCAGUACGCAUUUGUUACACCUCUGACCUCACUAGUCGUGGUUAAACCCAACGAAACUGAAUCUUCAGUGGAUGCAACUAAAAUCAACCCAGGCUUGGAAACCCCUCAGGGACUGAGUGGAGCAAUGUUUGCGUCAUCAGGGUUUUCUGGUGGUGGAGCGUUGAAUUUCGCUGUACCAAUGGCAGCUUCAGCCUUCGGAGCAGGAGGAUACGGAGGAGGAUUUCCAUCAGCGGCGAGGCCCGCAGUGCUGAGUACAAUAAUGCCUCAUGGGGGAAUGAUGGGUUUAAGACGUCCAUCUCCACCAGCUUAUAAUGGAUUUACAGUAAAUGGGCUCGCAGGUGGGAUGGCACCUGCUAUGGAAGAACUGGAUUCGUUAUUGGGUCCAGUACCUGUUACUCCUACGAAAGUCAAACUUGAAGACAUUAGAUGGCUCCAGCAAGCACUGAAUGCCACUGAAAAGACAAUCACUUUGGAAGGCAACCAGUACAAACUCGGCUUAAACGAGACAAAUGUUCACCAUGGAACUUGCCAGGCUGAUAAAGAUGUUGGGGAGUGCCUGCAUAUUCAGUAUUGCGCUCUGGACGUAUUCCAAGAUGACAUCUCCCAGUUUCUACCUUACCAGUGUAAAAUUUCUGGAAAUUUCCUGGGAGUAUGUUGCCCAACCUCUCUUGUUUGAGACAUGAAAACAACAGGACGAAGAACAACUUAUUGUUAAGAUUUUGUAAUAUGGAUAUUAAACACUACAGACUUUUUAAGAA
Messenger RNA from Macrosteles quadrilineatus (aster leafhopper), 2995 nucleotides. RefSeq names its product inter-alpha-trypsin inhibitor heavy chain H3-like. Lineage: Eukaryota; Metazoa; Arthropoda; Insecta; Hemiptera; Cicadellidae. The record is from RefSeq and is a predicted model, not a curated record. The transcript has 20 exons. The coding region runs from base 361 to 2913 and encodes 850 amino acids.